Postia placenta MAD-698-R-SB12 is the source of this 1111-nucleotide messenger RNA. RefSeq lists its product as hypothetical. The coding region runs from base 18 to 905 and encodes 295 amino acids. Gene Ontology annotation, molecular function: peptidase activity. Gene Ontology annotation, biological process: proteolysis. The transcript is spliced from 2 exons. NCBI's taxonomy places the organism in Eukaryota, Fungi, Basidiomycota, Agaricomycetes, Polyporales, Adustoporiaceae. The record is from RefSeq and is a predicted model, not a curated record.
CCCCCCUCCCUAACAGUAUGUCGAGCAGCUUCUCCUCUGAAGGGACCAUCCCCUUCACGGUCGAUGGCGAGACCCAUCAGACAUGGUACCGCCUUUUCGGUGACCUCACGAAACGCACCCACCGCCCUCUCGUCGUGAUCCAUGGCGGGCCCGGGCUCAGCCACGACUACCUCCUCCCGAUCGGCGACCUCGCAACGACUGCGUCCAUCCCCGUCAUCCUUUACGACCAAGUCGGCACCGGGCGCUCUACGCAUCUACGCGAGAAGCCCGCGUCUUUCUGGACGAUCGACCUCUUCCUCGACGAGCUCACGAACCUGGUAAAUCACUUCGGCGCCCAGGACGAUUUCGACGUCCUCGGGCACUCGUGGGGCGGCACACUGGCCAUCGAGCUCGCCAUCCGACGCCGCCUGCCCGGUCUGAAGCACGUCGUCCUCAGCAACACGCUCGCCGCGAAGCGUCUCGUUAAAGAGUCGAAUGAGAUGCUGCAGAAGAACUUCCCACAGGAGGAGCGCGAGGCAUGGCUGGCGGGCCCCGAACACCCACUAUUCGGCCAAGCCUCCGCACACUUCUUCUCCCUGCACGGAUGCUUGCUCAGCCCACCGCCACAGGAAAUGCUGUACUCGCUGGCUCAAGGAUCGCCAGGAACGGGCGACACGACCGUCUAUAAUGCGCUGAGCCAAGGGGAGUAUGCAGAUUGGGAUGUGAUCGACAAGCUGCACACUGUCGAGGUCCCCGCGUUGAUACUCAACGGACGCGCGGACUAUAUGCAAGACUUCGUGAACGCUCCAUUCUUCACACACAUCCCGCGCGUCAAAUGGAUUACGUUCGAGAAGUCCAGCCAUAUGCCGUUCUGGGAGGAACGUGAGAGAUACAUGCAAGUGGUCCAGAAUUUCCUCGACCUAUAGUGGAGGUUACUCGCCCUCUUGUACACCAAGACUGCCCCGAAUGAGUAUCCGACGUGGCACAUGGCUUGCGAGCUUGUCAAAUUGUUCAUCCCCGGUCUCGCCACUCAUGUCGUCAUAAAUUAGUCACCAUUUGAUGUAUUGCCAGUCACUAGCUAGAGGUAAUUAACCAAACAUUAGUUUGGCAAGUAGGCUGUUCGCGAAGACAU